Sporothrix schenckii 1099-18 is the source of this 1779-nucleotide messenger RNA. RefSeq lists its product as uncharacterized. Bases 1 to 1779 code for a protein of 592 amino acids. Lineage: Eukaryota; Fungi; Ascomycota; Sordariomycetes; Ophiostomatales; Ophiostomataceae. The record is from RefSeq and is a predicted model, not a curated record. The transcript is spliced from 5 exons.
AUGUCUUACCCGCUAGAUAUGUGUUUCUGCAAAGCCUCGCUGCCUGUUUCUGGUUUGCAUCUUGGAUACGAGACGCUGCCGGCUGGCCAAGAUGACAGCCUCGACAAGAUCGCAGUCGACAUCAUGCACUGCAUUCGACGUGCUUGUGACGCACUGACAUCGACAACACCAGACGAGUUCCGUGGUGCCUGGACGGCGGUCGAGAACUGCAUUUCGACGUUCAGCAGCACCGACGGAGAGCACCGGACAAGGCUCACGCAAGACGACAAAGUCAUCACAUUCUACAUCGAGGAACAAAAUGCUGCUCUGCUCAUGUACUCCAGCAAAGGCCACGUAGUCUUUGAGGCCUUCGAGGCCGCGCCACCAUCCCAGGAUGUUCUGGCGUGCCAAGAUGCCCUCAAAUGGACUUUCCCAUCGCGUGCCGUGCAAAUCUCCAAAGAUGACUUUGCCGACAAACAGUUCCAAUCGACCCUGGCUUUGUUCCUGGACAAGGCCAGCUCCGAAUACAUUGCUCUUUUCGCCGCCAAGGCUAAAAAGGCAAAGAAGUCGCCGAAUUUCGCAAUGCUGGAACCCCAGACCUCAUCACGCACAUGCUUCUUUCCGUGCUACAGGCAAUGGGAGGUCCAGCAACGGUCUCGCCAAUUAAGAAACGCGUCCGUGACGACGUCAGCUUUGGCAAAGGGCACACGCCGUGGCGAAGACUUCCUACACACUGGUUAUGCUGCUUACAAGAUUCUGUCCUGCACGCUAUUGUCCCAAUUGCUCGACGACUGUGUCCACCAAGGCAUGCUUCCGGCACUCACUAGCCUGCUGCAGAAGAAACUGGGAAGGAAGCUUGCCAAACUGGAGCGACACCAUUUCUGGGAAUGCUGCACCGAGCAUGACAAGAUGACCUCGGAAGCCUUAAUCCACAGCAUCGCUUCGAAGCUCCAAACGUCCCUUGACGUGGCUCAACAGCACCUGCAAAAGAGACUGUCACAGUUCAAGGAGGCCACCAUGCGAAAGAUACCAGCAUUGCCACUGCAAGCUCCUGACGAUCAUCGAACGCUGUCUCUACCUUCGAGCAGGCGGUACUUGGACAGCCUUGUCGUUUCGACUGGAAACCAGGUCGAUGGGAACUCAAAUGCAACGCCAUUCUCCGAGGACGGCAGCCUUCACUCAAACCUGACUCUAAAUCCAGCCGUCAAAAACACGCAGGCCUUCUCUAGAUCCGUCUUGGACACACUGAACAUACUUGCGGACGCCCGGUCCAAGUCCUCGUCGCUGUGGAGCCAAGCCGUGGCCAAAAUGACGGAGGGUGCAGCAGAGGCAGCGUGCGAUCAGAUCUCCGCAACAGUCUCCGUCCUGGUGAGCUGUAUCUCCAAAACAGACCUGCGCACCGUCGAAAUGAGAAGCCGCAUCCUUUUGGAAAUAUUUGACCAAUGGGCGAUUCUUGAUACUAUUUGCGGCUCCCUUUAUCCAACGGUCGAUGACCAUCCGCCCGCGUUCCCACACAACCUCCUCGACGUUCUCCAGUUACCAGAUGUGGACUCCAUGUCUCGCCUUCGGCGAGUACAGAAGCACCUUCGGCAUCGAUCUCAAAUCGCACGUUAUGACGAGACGGUCCUUUCCAAUGAGUUUGGAUCCCGGUUUGCAUAUGAAUCGGAAGACCUCACACAUCUGUACGACAGAAUUAAACAAGCCGAGAACGUCCGUCGCCAGAAUAAAACGAAAGAGUGGGAAGAAGCCUGCAACAAAUAUGACCUUCUUUCUAACUCAAUUUGGGUCACUGACCUGUAA